AUGCAGUGCUCUGGUAUGAGGGUGACGCAGGUGCCGAGGUUGCUGAAGAACAGCCUGCAGAUGUUGCUCCUGACGGGUACAGCCAUCUCGUCUCUGGACAACUCCACCUUCCGUGGCCUUGAGUUUCCGCAGCUGACGACGCUGUAUGUAGCUCAGGGUAAUCUAUCCAGCGUCGCAGCCCACGCCUUCUGCACCCUGCCGGUGCUGACAAAGCUCUACUUGUCCAGCAACCGGUUGGAUAAGCUAGACGACUUGAGUUUCACCUGUAACAAAUUUUUAAAAACCGUAAACUUGGAGGAUAACCCCAGCCUCCGUCACCUGCCACGACUGGUCAGCUCUUCCGUGGAACGUCUGUACCUGGACAACUGCAACCUUGCCACCAUGGACAUUACUACCGUGGAGGGGAUGACAGCCCUGAAGGUUCUCUCUCUGGCGGGUAAUCGAGAUCUCCACUGCCAGUCCAUAAAGACGCAGUUCAAGCAGGCUCGGCCAGAACUGCUGGUCAUCUGCGAAUAUUCUGCUGGAGAUCUCCCUUCUUCCACAUUACCUGGUGAAGAGGAAUGGACUUCCGAAAAACCUUGCACUGAGUCAUAUAUACCAGCAAUAGCGUCUACUGACCCUCACAUUGUAGUUACUGACAAUGGGAAAUUGACCCUACUGCUGGUCUUAGUGUUACUGAGUGCUUCGGGCUGCACAACAACGAAUUCGUUGUGCGAGCCGUAUCCUUCACUGGAAUUUAAGGAUGAGGGAAUGCAGUGCUCUGGUAUGAGGGUGACGCAGGUGCCGAGGUUGCUGAAGAACAGCCUGCAGAUGUUGCUCCUGACGGGUACAGCCAUCUCGUCUCUGGACAACUCCACCUUCCGUGGCCUUGAGUUUCCGCAGCUGACGACGCUGUAUGUAGCUCAGGGUAAUCUAUCCAGCGUCGCAGCCCACGCCUUCUGCACCCUGCCGGUGCUGACAAAGCUCUACUUGUCCAGCAACCGGUUGGAUAAGCUAGACGACUUGAGUUUCACCUGUAACAAAUUUUUAAAAACCGUAAACUUGGAGGAUAACCCCAGCCUCCGUCACCUGCCACGACUGGUCAGCUCUUCCGUGGAACGUCUGUACCUGGACAACUGCAACCUUGCCACCAUGGACAUUACUACCGUGGAGGGGAUGACAGCCCUGAAGGUUCUCUCUCUGGCGGGUAAUCGAGAUCUCCACUGCCAGUCCAUAAAGACGCAGUUCAAGCAGGCUCGGCCAGAACUGCUGGUCAUCUGCGAAUAUUCUGCUGGAGAUCUCCCUUCUUCCACAUUACCUGGUGAAGAGGAAUGGACUUCCGAAAAACCUUGCACUGAGUCAUAUAUACCAGCAAUAGCGUCUACUGACCCUCACAUUGUAGUUACUCAGGACAGCCGCGUCACCAUCUCGCUGUCACCGGAGUCGGCGUUGAUCGGCCUGAAUACAACAACAGUGAGGGGAAUCCCCUACUACAGCUUCCGUGGGAUUCCUUACGCAGUUCCCCCCGUGGGGCAGCUACGAUACAAGGACCCGGUGCCGUACACGUGGAACGGCAGCGUGGAGGCGGUAGCUGACGCGCCGAAGUGUUCGCAGGCGAGCGGUGGUCAAGAGGACUGCCUCUACCUCAACGUCUACUCGCGGCAGAUUCCUCAGCUUGAUGGAUCCACUGGAGGCGCUGCCGUGAUGGUGUACAUCCAUGGAGGCUCGCUGACAAGUGGCUCUGGUGCGUCCAGCUCGUUUGGUCCGGACUUCUUCCUGGAGGUUGAUGACAUCGUAUUCGUCACCAUGAACUACAGGCUCGGUGCCCUUGGAUUCCUGAGCACGGAAGACGACGUCAUCAGGGGCAACUACGGCUUCAAGGACCAGAACCUGGCCCUGCGCUGGGUGCGGGGCAACAUCGCCGCCUUCGGGGGAGACGCCGGCAGGGUGACGCUGUUCGGGGAGAGCGCGGGCAGCGUCUCCACCUCCUACCACCUGCUGUCGCCGCUCUCUGCAGGUCACUCUGCUCUCCGUCUUGUCGUCUUUCCAAACUGCAGCAACUGUCUUGGGAAACAGCACUGA
Molecule: messenger RNA, 2061 nt
Organism: Schistocerca piceifrons (Central American locust)
Lineage: Eukaryota; Metazoa; Arthropoda; Insecta; Orthoptera; Acrididae
Product: toll-like receptor 3
Exons: 8
Coding region: 1-2061 (686 amino acids)
Molecular function (GO): protein binding
Source: RefSeq, a predicted model, not a curated record